This is a messenger RNA of Spizellomyces punctatus DAOM BR117, 1377 nucleotides long. RefSeq names its product methylmalonyl-CoA epimerase. Gene Ontology annotation, cellular component: mitochondrion. Bases 501 to 1001 code for a protein of 166 amino acids. Gene Ontology annotation, biological process: L-methylmalonyl-CoA metabolic process. Gene Ontology annotation, molecular function: methylmalonyl-CoA epimerase activity. The transcript has 5 exons. NCBI's taxonomy places the organism in Eukaryota, Fungi, Chytridiomycota, Chytridiomycetes, Spizellomycetales, Spizellomycetaceae. The record is from RefSeq and is a predicted model, not a curated record.
CCAGAUCAAGUGUGAAAGCUCUGGAGAAGUGAAAGCGCUACGGUCAUUAUCUCGAAAUGCUACAGAGCGUGUUUGUGCGUGGGAGGAGAGCUGCAGCGGGUGGGCUUUUGUACAGGCGGCAAGAAGUUGGCUGCAUUCGGAUGAUGUGAGAAGUGAUGGUAUCAGGAAUAUCCAAGUGGAAGGGUCUGCAGGAGUCUGGAGGGUUAGAUGCGAUUUGGGUUUAAUGGACGGCCAUAUUCGUUGAUAUCUGUACGAAGAUUCUGGUGGUUCAUUCAUCGCAUCUGUUUGUGUUUGUCGAAAAGUUAACAAGUGUAAAUGUAUGUUAAAUUGAACAAGCUGAACUGACACGGCGUAUGAACGGUUGUCACGAUCGGUUGCUGUGCCAAGGUCAGUGUCGUAUACACCAGUGUACAUGUUAGACUUUUCACCCGCUUUCCAUUUCGUUUUCUCCAACGGAGUCAUCCCAUCUCAUUAACUCCACUCCCGACACAUACACUGUCAUGUAUUUUACACGGGCCAUUUGCCGCACUCGUCCUCUUGUCCGCACGACCAAUGUCUUACGCUCGUUUGCAACCAACACGGCAACCAACCCAGCAUGGAAAUUGGGCAUACUGAACCAUGUGGCUAUCGCCGUUCCAGAUAUCGAUAAAUCGGCCGGCUUUUAUAAGAAUGUGAUGGGUGCUAAAGUGAGCGAUAAAGUGGCGCUUCCUGAACAUGGAGUGUAUACUGUAUUUGUAGAAUUGGGCAAUACGAAGAUUGAGCUGUUGCAUCCUUACGGCGAUAAAAGCCCCAUCGAAAACUUUUUGAAGAAAAAGCCAGAUGGUGGUAUUCAUCACGUUUGCAUUGAGGUUGACGACAUUUACGCUGCAAUGAAGGAUCUCAAGGAAAAGAAAGUAAGGGCAUUGGAUCCUGAACCAAAAAUUGGUGCACAUGGAAAACCGGUCGUGUUUCUGCAUCCCAAAGAUUGCGGGGGAGUAUUGGUGGAACUAGAGCAGCGCUGAGCUGUUUGUUUUCAUAUUAGGGUUCUAUUAUGAGCCCAUUACUCCGCGCAUCAAAAAUAAUUAACGGCAGGGUAUAACUGCCGCACACAGUACUUCCUGUACACAACCUACCUUCUGCUAGUCCUACAUAAACAUUCUAACCAUCCGAUCUAAUCCCGCUGCUACAAGCACCUUUCGAGACACAGCUUCCUGACCUGGUCGCGAAGCGUCCUUCGCCGUUAUCCUAGAAAGAAAUAUAUCAUUCAGCAUAGUGUUCCUCGGCACGAAGUCCAUAGUCUGUCUACAAACCAUUUACACACACUGACUGCCGUGCCAUCACUUCCACACGGCACCUUCUCGAUCUUUCCCGUAUGGACUCUCCAAAUAACAAUUCCGC